Linum tenue is the source of this 716-nucleotide messenger RNA. NCBI's taxonomy places the organism in Eukaryota, Viridiplantae, Streptophyta, Magnoliopsida, Malpighiales, Linaceae. The record is from the annotation of a GenBank genome assembly.
AGAAUCUCUUUCGUUCGCUAUUUUACUGUUGAAAAAAAGGGUGGAAAUGGCGGGAAUCCUUCCAUCCUCUCCAACCUUAACCGUCACUCAGUCUCAAUUAAUCUCGCAGAGGCAGAGCGCUCACAGAUCUCGAAUCCGAUGCAGCUCGUCAUCCAGCGGAUCGGGGAACGGGAGCAAAGGCAACUCUAAUACUGGCGAAGACAUGGCCAGGAUCGGCGAAACGAAAACCCCUAAGAUUCUGAAAUUGGCGGUGAGCGGAGUCACCGAGUUUCUCAGACUCUUCUCUUCCCCCGGCGACGACCGAUUGGGGGAAGUGGGUAGCAGCGGUAGCGGAGCAACAGAUGAGGCCGUUUCGAUUUUCAACGCUGAUGAAGUCGUGAGAACACUCAAGAUUGAUUAUGAGAAUGCUUAUUUCGUGACAGGGAUUUUCACGUCUGCGCUCUACGUUGAAGAUUGUCUGUUUGAAGAUCCAACUAUUAGAUUCAGAGGUAAUUAGACACACCUUUGAAGCUCUGCUGAUGAAUGAAAGGGGUUGAGAUUGAUUGGUGGGGUGGUAUAUUUAUGUAUAUUUAGGGUUUAGCUCUGACACUGUGUAGUAGUUUGACUAAUAAGUUGUUAAUCUGUGCAUCUUACCUUGAUUCACAAGGUACUGAAUUAUAUGCACGCAACUUGAAGUUUUUUUUUUUUUUUCCCGAGAAAUGUCAAAAGAGAGCGCU